Messenger RNA from Acanthocheilonema viteae, 1137 nucleotides. NCBI's taxonomy places the organism in Eukaryota, Metazoa, Nematoda, Chromadorea, Rhabditida, Onchocercidae. The record is from the annotation of a GenBank genome assembly.
AUGAGACAACCAAAACUCCCGUAUUUUUGGAAAUAUCCUGUAAAUCCCGAUGUGAAGUCUGAAAAUGAUGAUAUCAAAGACUGCACGGAUCGCUUACCCCAUACACUUACCGUUCGCAAUUUUGAUAUUUUUUGUUCAAUUUUCUCAGUUGCUUCAUAUUUGGCCGACAUUGGCAGUGACGCUAUAGCUGCUUAUAUUUAUUACUGUGAACAUCAAAUGUGGGCAUUCAUAUUCAUUACUGUCUUUACUGUUUUACCUUCUCUUAUAUUAAAUGUUGUUUCAUUCUUAUGGUGGAUUGACGAUGUUUCUGCACAUGCUGCGCGAGGAAGAAUAAAGCACACAUAUUCAAAACAGUUAAUUUUCCGCAUUGCUCUGUGUUUUCUGCAGGUCAGUCCAGUAAUCUGGUAUGUGGAAGCAAUUCUAGCCGCAAUAAAAUUUCGAAUGGUUGAAAACAGAAGUGAAAAAUUGUCGUCAUAUACGGCUAUGAUUCAAGCAGAAAGAGAUGCGACGUUAUUGAGAUUUUUCGAGGCCUUUUUGGAAUCAGUACCUCAAAUGCUUGUACAGGGUAUUGCGUUGAUCCAUGCAUUUUAUUCACUGAAUUCAGCUAACAGUUUUCCUAGAUGGAUGUUGAUACAGAUGGUUUCAAUUUCAUUUUCUCUGCUGUCAUCUUGCUGGUCAUUUGUCAUUCAGCACCGGAGUUUAAGAUUGAGCCGACCUGAUAAAGAGAAUAUCACACCCAGUGGCGCUUUAAUCCAGCCAUUUGAAAUGGAAUCUAAUAGUAAAUCAGUGGAAGUGGGGUUGAUUGUAAUUUGUGCAGCUGUUCACUUUUUUGCUCCAUAUAACAUAGCUGAAGGCCGAUCACGUUACAGAUAUACUGUGGCGUACAGCAUUGAAGCAAUUGAAAUUGUUGUAUUGUUGAACAUCGCUGUGAAUAAUGAACACUGUAGUUUGCCGUAUAAAGAGUAUAUAGCGAUAGGAAUAUACCUCUUGUUUCUUGUAGGGAUUUUCUUUAUGCUUCUGUACUAUGGCUGUUUUCAUCCAAAUAUAGUGCAUUGUCGUGCAGGUGGUGUUCCAAGUCCUUGUGUACAAGCUUGUCAAAUAGGUCAAUUAUCUUCAAAUCAAAAUAUUCAAGAGUAA